Aureobasidium namibiae CBS 147.97 is the source of this 1779-nucleotide messenger RNA. RefSeq lists its product as uncharacterized. The coding region runs from base 1 to 1779 and encodes 592 amino acids. The record is from RefSeq and is a predicted model, not a curated record. Gene Ontology annotation, biological process: mitotic sister chromatid cohesion; replication-born double-strand break repair via sister chromatid exchange; synaptonemal complex assembly. Lineage: Eukaryota; Fungi; Ascomycota; Dothideomycetes; Dothideales; Saccotheciaceae. The transcript has a single exon. Gene Ontology annotation, molecular function: chromatin binding; protein binding. Gene Ontology annotation, cellular component: cohesin complex; synaptonemal complex.
AUGUUCUACUCGGAGACUCUCUUGUCCAAGACGGGCCCUCUUGCUCGUGUCUGGCUGGCUGCCAACAUCGAGCGCAAAUUGACCAAGAACAACAUCUUGCAAUCAGACAUUGGCAGCAGUGUCCACACCAUUAUCAAGAAUGACCAAGCUCCUAUUGCUUUGCGCCUCAGUGGUCAACUGUUACUCGGUGUCGUCCGUAUCUACAGCAGAAAGGCUCGUUACUUGCUGGACGACUGCAACGAGGCCUUGAUGAAGAUCAAGCUCGCCUUCCGUCCUGGAAAUGUCGACCUUCCUUCCAACCAAUCACACAUUGCGAACCCUGCCGCCCUCGUGCUUCCCGACACAAUCACCGAGCUGGAUCUGUUCGCCCCAAUGCCCGACCUCGACGAGCUGCUACUCGACAGCACCCCUGGACCUGGUCAGGACCCUACACUUCUGGACUGGGGCACUAGCCAGCUUCUACCCGAGAGUAUGAACACCGCCGACGCCACUCAGACUCUUCAGCUCGAGGAUGACGAUUUAGGUCUCGACAUUGGCGACAUUACCGAAGGUGCUGCCGGCGGAGAUACCAGUAUCGAAAUUGGUAGACGUGAGGAGGCCCCUCGCCCGGAAAUGAACGACCAGAGCAUGCUCUUUGCCGACGAUUUGGACCUCGAUAUCGGAGGCGCCGAAGAUACCAUCGAGAAGGAUGUUUCAAUGGCUCCUCUGCCCAUUGAUGACGACAUCGAGAUGGGUGGUCUUGAUCUCCAGAUCGAAGAGAGCAACCUCGACGCCUUGAAUCGUGCCGAUGUUCGUCGUGAGCGUGAUAGUGUCUCGCCACUUUCGUCCGUUCGCUCCAGCGUCGAGCGUGACCUUGAGCAGACUUUCCAGCUUGAGCAACAACCCACUGAGAUUGAACAAGACGAGACCAUGAUUCAAGCACAACAGCGUGCCAAGCGCCGCAAGGUCCUGCCCGCUGAUCUCAACACCGAAUUGCAAAACUCUCAAAUCCGCGCUCAACAGGAGGACCGCAGCAAGAUCCUUAAGGCUCCCACCUUCCUUCCCAGAGAUCCUGUUCUCCUCGCACUGAUGGAGAUGCAGAAGAACGGCGGCUUCGUAUCCAGCAUUUUGGGUGAUGGUCGCAGUAUGGGCUGGGCCCCCGAGUUGAGAGGUGUAUUGUCUCUCGAGGUUGUGCGCACAGCCGGCGAGCUCAAGCGCAAGAGAGACAGUGGACUCCCUCAAAUUGAGAUUCCAGAGGAGGAGGAAGAGACUCACGCUCUGCCUGAACUCGAAGAUAUUCAGGACCCAACAUUCGGUGCUGAUGAUCUUGCCCCCGCUUUUGGCGGCGAAGACAUUCCUUCUGUCAUUGAGCCUGUCCAGGAGGAGGAGAUGGAGUCUUACUCCCCAGCACCCGCUUUUGACGAAACUACUAUGCCUGUUCUGCACCCUGCCGACUCUGGCCCAGUCUCACUCGGCACCAAGCACGCCGUCCACCUUCUGCGCGAACGCUUUUCAGACGAAUCCGGUGAGAUGCCAUCAGACACCGAUCGUGCCCAACGCAGUGUCCUUUUCACCGACUUCUGCCCUGAAGAGCGCACCAGCAAGCAAGACGCCACCAAGAUGUUCUUCGAAGUCCUAGUCCUCGGUACAAAGGAUGCUGUCAAGGUGGAGCAAAGCUCAAACGAGUUGGGUGCUCCACUCCGUAUCCGCGGAAAGAGAGGUCUUUGGGGAGAUUGGGCCGAGAUGGGAGCUGGUGGCGAGAUUGCAAGCCAGCGUCCCGAGGUUGCUGUCACCAUUUAA